This is a messenger RNA of Hippoglossus stenolepis (Pacific halibut), 7552 nucleotides long. It is a transcript of the gene megf6, whose product is annotated as multiple EGF like domains 6. Gene Ontology annotation, molecular function: scavenger receptor activity; protein binding; calcium ion binding. The record is from RefSeq and is a predicted model, not a curated record. NCBI's taxonomy places the organism in Eukaryota, Metazoa, Chordata, Actinopteri, Pleuronectiformes, Pleuronectidae.
CCGCAGUGAUAGUGGGUGGUGCGUUUCAGACGGAGCCAUUCAAAGGCUGCGAUUGACAUGAGACAAGUCUGCUUCCACCGGUGCUCAGGGAAAUCACGCCCGGAUCUCUGGAAACCUCCAAACACAACCGUAGAGUCUGAACUUAGUCAUGUCGCAGGAGGAACUCGUGUAAACGUCAGGAUGCUGCGCUUCAUCUGAUGCUGGACUCAGAGGCUGCACCGACUGUGACCGAGCACUUCUCUUCUCCCCGCGUCUCUAACAGGCUGAAAUCAUGCUCCCACAUACCAUCAUCCUGUGUGUGAUAUCACUCAGCACCGUGCGCGUCGCAUCAUCUCUGCAGCUGCAACCUGACAUGCCAAAUGUUUGUGCGGAUCAGGAGAUGUCCAUGCUGGGGGCCCCUCAGCCGUGUGUCCAGGCUUUUACCCGCAUGGUGAAGGUUUGGAAACAGGGCUGCACCAACCACAGAUGGUGUAUGGGAUAUGAGAGGAGGACAACAUACUACACAGCAUACAGGCAGAGGUACAGCAUGGACGUCCACACAGUCUACAAGUGCUGCCCAGGUUGGACUCAGAGGGGGGAAGAGAUUGGCUGUCUGCAUAGGGUGUGUGCUGCCAACACAUGUUUCAAUGGAGGCCGAUGCUCAGAGACUGAAGACCAGAUAUGUCAGUGUUCACCGGGCUUCAAAGGGACAAGAUGCCAGUACGAUGUUAACGAAUGUGAAGUGGAUGAUGGCGGCUGUGAGGGUUACUGCUGCAACACUAUCGGCAGCUACUACUGCAAGUGUCCCGAAGGCAGCAGACUGGAGCCAGAUGGCAAGACAUGUCACGAUGUAAAUGAGUGCGAGGAGCUCAAUGGAGGAUGCCAGCAGAUGUGUGUCAACACACCGGGCUCUCACCACUGUGAGUGCAGCGAAGGCUUCCGCAUGCACUCUGACGGUCGGACCUGCAUCCCUGUGACUUCUUGCUCAGUGUUGAACGGCGGAUGUGAGCACAAGUGUGUGGACACGGGGAGCAAUCAUUACAAGUGUGAGUGUCGGAAGGACUACCAGCUGAAGAGGGAUGGGAGACACUGUGAAUUGAUGGACCCCUGUGAGGAGAGGAAUGGAGGCUGCGCCCAGCUGUGUCUGUCUGAGGACGGCCGGGUUCACUGCAGCUGCCGACGCGGUUUUACACUGGAUGGAGAUGCCAAGAAUUGUGAAGACAUUGACGAGUGCAGCUCAGGCCGUGCCAAGUGUUCCCAUGGGUGUGUCAACACGUUGGGCUCUUUCAGCUGCGUGUGUCACCCAGGUUUUGAACUCGGUGCUGAUGGCAAACAGUGCUACCGCAUUGAGAUGGAGAUCGUCAACAGUUGUGAGAAGAACAAUGGAGGUUGCUCUCAUCACUGUGAGCACACCACCAACGGCCCGCUCUGUUCCUGCAACCACGGUUACCAGCUGGACCGAGACAGGAAGACGUGUGUGGAUAGUGAUGAGUGUGCCAGUGGGGAGUCGUGCUGUAGUCACUUCUGCAGGAACUACCCGGGCGGCUACGAGUGCAGCUGCAGAGCCGGCCACAGACUCAACCCAGACGGCUGCGGCUGCGAUGACAUUGAUGAGUGCCUGGCUGAAACUUCAGGCUGCGAACACUACUGCGUCAACACCGUGGGAACAUACGAAUGCUUUUGUCGACUCGGCUUCCGCUUGGAUCACGACCAGCACUCCUGUAUCUCUCUGUAUGGCAGAGAACUGGAAGAAGAGGAGGACGAGGAGGAAGAAGAUGAAGAGCAGCUGGAGGUCCACAGAUUACCAGAUCUGCUCUUCCGCAACGCUCCUCAGCUCCUGCAGUACACAGCAGCCUUACACUCCCGUUAUCACAGUGAUGACGAUGAUGAUGAUGAUGGUAGUGAUGCUGGAGACAAUGAAAAAGGAUCACAGAUGCAGAGAGAUCGCAGGGGAGAACUCAGGCUGGACAGCCACAUAGUGUGUCUAGACGGCUCAUUUGGGGAUGACUGCAGUGCGAGCUGUGAAGACUGUGUGAACGGAGAGUGCAGUGAAAACAGAGACAGGUGUCAGUGUUCACCUGGAUGGACUGGGAUCAUCUGCAACAUGACUUGUCCACAGGGGACCUACGGUCAGGCCUGCAACAGUCUGUGCCGUUGUCAGAAUGGAGGCCUGUGUGACCCUGUGACUGGGAAGUGUUUGUGCCCCCCAGGGGUACAGGGCCUGCUCUGCGAGGAUGGUUGCCCAAGAGGUUAUUUCGGGGAGCAAUGUAGAAGAAAGUGUAACUGCCCAAACAACGGACACUGUCAUCGUCUGUAUGGAGCCUGUCUGUGUUCUCCAGGGUUAUAUGGUCGUUUCUGCCACCUGCCUUGUCCCAGGUGGACGCACGGCGCAGGCUGUUCCAAGGAAUGCGACUGUGUUCAAGAACAUUCCUCUGGCUGUGACCCCAAAACGGGGAGCUGUUCCUGUAAAGCUGCACACCACGGCCCACAGUGUGAGAAAGAAUGCGAUCCUGGCUUCUUCGGUGCAGGCUGUGAGCAGCCAUGUGACUGUCCAGGUGGGGGACCAUGUGACCCCAGGAGCGGAGAGUGCAGCCAGCGAUGUCCUGCAGGACUUCAUGGAGAUAGAUGUCAGCUCGCUUGCAAAGCUGGGAGCUAUGGACAAAACUGUCAUCUGGCCUGUGACUGUGGAGGAACGCUCUGUGAUCCCAUAACCGGAGAGUGCAUCUGUCCCCCUGGGAAGACAGGACCCUCCUGUCAGGAAGACUGCCCUGAUGGAUUCUGGGGGUUAAAAUGCCAGUCGUCUUGUCCUGGCUGUCAGAACGGAGGCUCCUGCAACAAGCAGACUGGAGGCUGUGACUGUUCACCGGGCUUCACAGGAGACCUCUGUCAGAACAAGUGUCCUCCAGGUUACCAUGGAGCCGGCUGCUUCAUGCACUGUUCAUGCCACCCUGACGCCGGCUGUGACCCACACACUGGACACUCGCACCACUGGUGUGUGUGUGAGACGGGCUUCACCGGAGACCACUGUGAAGAGAAGUGUGUGAAUGGCAGUUAUGGGCAGGGCUGUACUCAGCAGUGUCAGUGUCACAAUGGAGCCCACUGUGACCAUGUGAGUGGAGCCUGCACAUGUUCUCCUGGAUACGCCGGCACGUCUUGUGAAAAAAUGUGCCCGGACGGCUUUUACGGUCUUGACUGUGGCCAGAUGUGCGAGUGCAGGAACGGUGCCCGCUGCCACCACAUCACAGGAGCCUGCCUAUGCACCGCCGGCUGGGCAGGACCACACUGCAUUCUGGAAUGCCCGGGGGGUCACUUUGGAGAGCAGUGCAGUCAGACCUGUGAGUGUCAGAACGGAGCCAGGUGUGACCACGUCACCGGGCGAUGCAGCUGCACGGCCGGGUGGACCGGCGGGAGCUGCCAACUGUCCUGUCCUGCAGGACAAUAUGGGGAACACUGCUCUGGCCAGUGUCUGUGUCAAAACGGGGGCCCUUGUGACAGUGUGACAGGCCAGUGCUCCUGCCCACCCGGCUGGACUGGAGACGCUUGUGAGUUAGAGUGUGAGGAAGGACGUUAUGGAGCGAGCUGCAUCCAGGUCUGUGGUUGUACGAACGGAGGGAGGUGUGACAAGAUCACUGGAAAGUGUGUGUGUCAGCCCGGCUGGACAGGAGAGCUGUGUCAGUCAGCCUGUUCAGAGGGAUUCUUUGGAGAGGCCUGCGAGCAGCGGUGCGACUGCGUCCACGGUACGAGUUGCCACCAUGUGACGGGCCGCUGUGAGUGCGAGCCAGGCUGGAGAGGAGCCAGGUGUGACAAACCCUGCCUGCCGGGGUCCUUCGGUGCUUCCUGUGCCCGGCGGUGUCAGUGCCCGGCUGGGGUGUCCUGUCACCAUGAGACUGGGAGUUGUGGCUGCCCAGCUGGACUCACAGGGACCGGCUGUGAGAAAACGUGUCCUGCUGGCAUGUUUGGCCAGAUGUGCAGUCAGCUGUGCCAGUGUUCAGGUGAUCAGGAGCAGUGCCAUCCUGUGACGGGAAAAUGUAGCUGCUUACCUGGGUACUACGGGGCAAACUGUGGGCUACGAUGUCGAGCAGGAACCUUUGGGCCGAACUGUAAAUCCAGAUGCAGCUGCGUCAACGGCGGUCGCUGUGACUUCAGGACUGGAACUUGCUACUGUCCUCCGGGCUUCAUUGGAGCCGACUGCAGCUCAAGUUGUGUGAAUGGGUACUAUGGGAAGGACUGUGCUAAGCCGUGCUCCUGUGGGGAAGGAGGGCAGUGCCACCCGGUAACAGGGAGGUGUAUCUGUGCCCCGGGCAGGAUGGGACAGUCCUGCCAACAAGGAUGUCCCAGAGGGCGCUAUGGCUCGCAGUGCAGAAAUACAUGCAGCUGUCAGAACGGGGGUCUGUGUGACCCUGUCGCUGGGUCAUGCAGGUGCGGACUGGGCUGGACUGGACCACGCUGUGACACAGCCUGUUCACAGGGAAAAUAUGGUCUUGACUGUGCACAGGACUGUCCAUGUUCCAACAAUGGGACGUGCCACCGUUUUACUGGCACCUGUAGCUGUACUGCCGGAUACUACGGCCACUCCUGUCAACACAGAUGCCCUUCAGGGUUUUUCGGAGUGAACUGUGCCCAAACAUGUGACUGUAAAGUGGGUCAGUCAUGUGACCACGUAACAGGCCAAUGUGCAUGUCCACCAGGCUACUAUGGGUCACAAUGCCAAAGACGCUGUGAAGCCGGCAGCUUUGGACUGAGCUGUGCAGAGUCAUGCAACUGUGCUGGUGAGGCCCCAUGUGACCCAGCGACAGGACGGUGUCUCUGUCCCCCAGGAAGGACAGGAGGGAGAUGUGAAAAAGACUGUGGUGGGGAGCAUUUUGGCCCCGACUGCUCCCUGCCGUGCAAGUGCUCCCACAGGGCCCGCUGUGAUGGGCUGACUGGCCGAUGUCUGUGUCCGCUCACCUGGCUGGGCCCCACAUGUAGGGAAGCACUGCAGCACCAAACCUCAGGACUGCUGAAUGUCUCCAUGUCCCAAAGAAAGAGAAGAACGGGCAGCAGAAUCACAUAACCCGUAGCAGAAGGUGCAAACUCCUGACUGGACAAUCACAGACAGGACUUGGCUUGUGCGGAGCGUUUAAGGAGCCUGUCUCUGUAAAGGUGAUGUUUUUUUUGUGAAACAGCUGUCAGAAAGUGACGCUACAUCAUACUCACGCUGCACCGCACUCAUCACCGAGCACGCCGCUCAAGCCAAUCCACCAGUGAACCUGACAUGUGAAGGGCCCUCGGAGGACCAGGAACUCCACACUGACCCCAAACUGUGUAAGAUUAUAGUCCAGGGUUACACAGACUCCUUAGCAAUACACACUAAUACCUGCAUCACAUCUGCUGAAUGAAAGCGUUUAAGUUACUUUCUCCAGUUUGACGUUUAAUGAGUUGUUAAGAGUUCAGUUUCUUUCUUCGGGCCGUUUGGACGAGACACGUGACUGAAUCCGAGACUUUCUUGUAACCAGAGAGACUUUACAUCCCCUACAACUCUGCUCAUAAAAAAAACUUGGUGGUUAGUACAGCAGAAUGCCGAGCAUAUUUUGGGUGAAGAUUAACAGCAGCUAAAACGGAUUUAGAAAUAUAUGGGUCAUGUAUAUACUUAUUCUGAGGAGUAAAACACCAGGAUCCGCACAUACAGGGACUGCAGGCAUGUGAGCUCCAAACAUGUGGUCCAAUGAAUGUUCAAGCAGAGGAUUUUGGUUUAUGGGAGAAAUUAUCUCCAUACGUAUUUUAAGAUGUAUAAAAAUGUUUGAGUAAUAAUUUAUGUUUGAUAUAUUUUUUUUCCACAGUAGAGUUCAGCUACCUGGUUACGUAUAUUAAAAGUACAACUACGCUUUCUCCACAAUCCCCGAAUCUAUAAGUGUGCAAAGAUGCUUCAUUUAAAAAGUGUAGCUACACACGGUAGAUAUUUCCUUUUUUACUGAAAUGUCCAUACUCAGUAUAUUUGUUAUGCAGUUUCCAUAUCACACUUCUGUAUGUUGCAUAUUGGAGCAUGAUUAGCUGAGAAUUCUGAGCAAUAUGGCUCAAAGAAUUUGAAGAUAAUAAAUGAUAAAUGUCCCUUUAUUAUUUCUUUUAACUUUGAAGACUGAUUUUUAACUUCUUGAGCAGAGAAUCACAAAAACUUCAUAAACAGCAAAACAUUUUACAAAUCUGAGGUGUUAUACCUCCUCCCAGUUUUUCCACAAUGCACAAGCUAUAUAUCGAUUUAUUGUGAACCUCUGUUGUAUUGCUUUUCAUAGAAAUUAUAUUGCGAUAAUUAUUGAAAUUGUUUUAUCACCCAGUCCUGACCAGAUUGUACCUUCAUGUUUUAAAGUCAGCUUGAAAGGUGAGCACAGAGGAACUUUCCCUUUCAGCAGAUUAUGAACAUGGCCCUGAAACUGCACAUACAUUGUUCUGCACAAAGAUGGUGUGUGCAAUAAGUGCAAGGUCAAUAAGCAAAACAUGUUUGACUAGAGGAAGAGUUUAAUUGAAGUAAUCAAACAAAAUCUCAGUUUUUUAAAAUCAAACAUGUCUUUGGACUGUGGGAGGAAACCUGAGUACCUGGAUAAAACCCUGUAAACACGGAGAGAACAUGCAAACGCCACAUAGAAAGACCCCAGUCGAACAAGGACUCGAACUGAGAACCUUCUUCCAAACCCCUUUCCACCGUGCCAUCCACAAUUUGAAAUGCUGAUAUUUGUAUUUAUGUGAAUCCCCAACAGGAAACUAUUAUGUAGUUUGCGUUCAUCAUGGUGACUCACAAAAAAGUGUCUGUGUGUUUCUUGAUACAAAUAUUUGAAUUUUUACGCAUUCUCCCUGUGAUCUUUGUCAAACUGCAUCAUUUCCUUAAAAAAAGUCUCAGCUUUGGCUUCUAGGUUUACAGAUUAUUCUAAAGAGAUUAAUUCUACCUAGCUGACAGUUUUAAAAUAAUGGAUGAACUCUCAUCUUAGCUUAUUUAAUUGUGUGUACACUUACCUACAGAUGUCUGCAAAAAUAUCAUCAAUGUACAUGUAAUUCCUUAAUUCUGUAUAUGACAUAAUCAUGCAUCAUUUACCUGCAUUAAGAACACUUCAUUUAUUGCCAUUGAUUGUAGAAUCUCUCAGUGUUGUGCAGUGUGCUGGUCGCGAAAUAUACUGCAGGCAAAUCCUGCAUUGGAGUUGCACUUGUUGCACAUGUCUGCUGAAUCAGCAGCUGAUACCGAGUUUGGGAGUUUUGUAGAAAAGUCUGAAAGUUGAUAUGUGAACACUUUUGCUGCAGUUUGUGGACAUUUUUUUUUACACAAGAUAAGAUUACAUGUCCAAUAUCACUACUGCGAUCAACAAUUAUGUGUGUUUGAUUUGAGGGUUAAACUUGUACAAAGACUGUGUGUAUUUUAUCUCAGGUCAUUUAUCAGAGAUAACCGAAUGUGCUUGUUUUUCUGAUGGUGUGUGGUGCUACAUUGAUCCAUUUUGAUUGAGUUAAUGAAUUACGUUUUUACUGUAUUAUCCUGUUGUCUUUUUGUUUUCUUCCAUGAUCUUUACAAAGAGCCAUGAACCAAAUAAACGCCAAAAAACACACUGCGAAA